UGCUUGACUAAAAUUCACCAGUGCCACGGAUACAUUUUUUUCCGUUCAUGAUUCGGCUUUGUGAGAGAAGGAUGAAGUUUCUGGUCGCAGUCACAGUUAUCGUGGGGUCGGUGAUAUUUCUGCUGUUUCCAAGCGGAUCACAAGCUGACGAGAAAAAGAAAGGGCCCAAAGUCACAGCCAAGGUUUAUUUUGACAUAAGAAUCGGGGAUGAAGACGCGGGUCGAAUCGUAAUUGGAUUGUUUGGAAAAACCGUGCCGAAGACCGUAGAUAAUUUCGUAGCACUGGCAACAGGAGAGAAAGGAUUUGGUUACCAAGGCAGCAAGUUCCACAGAGUGAUAAAGGACUUCAUGAUCCAGGGCGGCGACUUCACCAGAGGAGAUGGAACCGGAGGAAAGAGCAUCUAUGGAGACCGCUUCAAAGAUGAGAACUUCAAGCUGAAGCACUAUGGCCCUGGCUGGCUGAGCAUGGCUAACGCAGGAAAGGAUACCAAUGGCUCCCAGUUCUUCAUCACCACUGUUCAAACUCCCUGGUUGGAUGGAAAACAUGUUGUUUUUGGCAAAGUCUUGGAGGGCAUGGAGGUGGUGCGAAAGAUUGAAGGCACCAAGACAGAUGGCAGAGAUCGGCCUCUUAAGGAUGUGACCAUUCACGAAUGUGGCAAGAUUGAAGUGGAGAAACCAUUUGCCAUUUCUAAAGAGUAAAUAAUUUAAAUGGGAAACAGGACUUUGGGUUUUGGGGAUUUGACAGGUGUGUUUACCACUAGUCACAAGGUCUUUUGUUGGAGGCAUGUAUAAAGUGCUUCAAAGCACCAUCAUGCACUCUUGCAUGGCUGCAGUACUGGCCCACCAAAUGACACACCUCCAAACAGGCAUUCCAAAUGGUAACUGUCAGACAGACACCUGCUUUUUACAAGGAAAAAUCUUCAAUAAAAGAUCCAGGUUUUGUUA
Molecule: messenger RNA, 944 nt
Organism: Chanos chanos (milkfish)
Lineage: Eukaryota; Metazoa; Chordata; Actinopteri; Gonorynchiformes; Chanidae
Gene: ppib
Product: peptidylprolyl isomerase B (cyclophilin B)
Exons: 5
Coding region: 48-698 (216 amino acids)
Biological process (GO): protein folding; protein peptidyl-prolyl isomerization
Cellular component (GO): cytoplasm; intracellular membrane-bounded organelle
Molecular function (GO): peptidyl-prolyl cis-trans isomerase activity; cyclosporin A binding
Source: RefSeq, a predicted model, not a curated record